AUUGCUCUAUGGUUUUCGAACUUGGUUUAGCGCGCCAAUUUUUUAGUAGUUACAAUUUUGAUGGAGUAAUAUUUACUUUGUAAUUUGUUUUUCGACGCAAAUUGUGCGCUAUGUGUUCGACUGGAAAUAUUUUAAACAUCUACGCUGUAAAGUUAUGUUUAACGCCUGGUGUAUUGAAGAAAGCAGAAGAGUUGCUGCGUUUGCUGGAGCUGAAGACCGCCUCGGGCUGCUCGCUGGCGAUCAGCGAGGCGUGCCGAGCCGUCAUCUGCCUCGACUUGGCUGCGGCUUCGCUGGGAGUCCGCUGCGAAAAGGCCGGCGCCAUAAAGCUGUCGGGCGUCAAGAAACCGGUCUACCUGUGUAGCUAUCACGUGGUGAAGAAGCUGCUGGGCUUGAACGAGCAGCUACACGUCAAGGAUCUCUGCGUGAGGCUGGACGUCGAGGAGGCCGCCUCGCUGGCCUCGCAACUCGUGGACAGCUUCUUGGCAGAGAAGCCAUCAGACUCACACCAUCCCAUGUAUCCAACAGUUGCCGUGUUAGCGGCGUGCAGGCACCUGAAGCUGAGAGUUGAUAAGCGUAACCUGGUGGAGAUGAGUGGCCUGAAGAGGUCGGCGUUUGACUCCCUCUUUGCGGAGUUUGGCAAAAUACUGGAGCGGGUAGCGCCUCCGGGUAACAGAAUGGCAAAGAAGCGAACUCAUGUCCUCGCUGAUGUCAUACAGAAUUCUAUAAAAGCCUCACAGAAAACAAUGGCAGCAGAAAAACAGGACGAGUCUGAAUCCGGACUAGAGCCACCAGAAGAUUAUAAUGACUGGAAGAAGAGAAUCCUUCUUCAAGCAUCAUCUGGCCAUCAACCAUUGUGAUCUUGAUUUUUUAUUAUUGACAGUGAUGUCAGUUUUGUUUUUGAAAUGUUAGUUUUGGUUUGAACAAUGGGGAAGCCUGAACUUUAUUCGUACCUGUUUGUGAUUUUUGUUCAAUUAUAUCUUCAGUGUGUGAAUAUUUUUGACUUUUGUUGUAAAUAAAUAUAUGAUUGAUUCUAG
Molecule: messenger RNA, 1034 nt
Organism: Bacillus rossius redtenbacheri
Lineage: Eukaryota; Metazoa; Arthropoda; Insecta; Phasmatodea; Bacillidae
Gene: Orc6
Product: origin recognition complex subunit 6
Exons: 6
Coding region: 111-857 (248 amino acids)
Biological process (GO): DNA replication initiation; DNA replication
Cellular component (GO): nuclear origin of replication recognition complex
Molecular function (GO): DNA binding
Source: RefSeq, a predicted model, not a curated record